AUGGCCCCAUCACUCAACAGAUUGCUCAAGCUAGCUGGAAGGAACCCAAAGUCGUCUCAAUCUGCUUUGAAGGCUUCUGCGGCCCCUCCUUCGUCCGGGUUCACUUUCAUCGACAACUCACAAGGUGCAUCAGCGGCAGUGGCUGAGCUUUCUAGUGCAUUGGGAGAUAUUUCUGAUAUCUUCAAUCUCGAUGAGGAGCUUGAGCCCCAAUUGCAACUACUAACCACGCAGCUCGACAACGAGGGGUCGCAAUAUUCCAACUCCCAGGUUAAGGAUGAACAAUGUCAACCUUGGUCAUGUACCCAACAGAAGGCUCGCUUGAUUGCGAUAGCCUGGAAUUGUGCCGAUCACUCAUACAGCAAAACAUUCAAUGACCCUGCGCAAGCAACGCGAGUCUUCGAAAACUGCUUGUUGACUCAAGAUUAUGUGACUGCGCCGACCAGUGAUGGAACUGUCAAAACUGUUGUAUUCACUACAGUGUCACCGAAAGACUCCUCAAGCGACGUGGGGCCCAUUCUUGUCAUUGCCAUUCGAGGCAGUGCAAGUAAAGUUGAUCAUAUGGUGAAUUCGAACGGGGAUCCUCGGGAUGACCCAUCCCGCUUCCUCGAAUCAGGCUCCAAGCGCAGUAUCCAAGCCCAUUCCGGCUUCUUAGGAUGCACUGCAGCUUUGGACUCCAUUGUCUCGAGAAGAAUACAAAAAUACAAGCAGAGCGGGGCGGGUAGCCAAGUUCUGUUUACCGGUCACUCUGCAGGAGGGGCAGUGGCUUCGUUGCUUUUUCUGAGAAGCCUCUCCACCUCCACGGACGACUCCCCAUGCUUCUCGUGCAUAACAUUCGGAGCACCCCCAACAGUCUCCCCUCCCGUCAAUCUCGAUCAUAUUUCAUCGUCCGGUGGCGGGGUGUGUUUGAAUAUCAUAAAUGAGUUUGAUCCUGUCACUCGAGCCGACAAGCCAUACAUACUCAGCCUGGUGAACUUGAUCAAAAGGAUGUACCACCAACCCCCUAUCUCCGAUCCAUCCAUCGAUGCACAAGCUCCAUGUCUAUCUAUAGACUCUGAACCAGGGGAGAUUUCGUGGCCUCUUCCUCGAGCUGUUCUCUUCCAUGUCGGGCCAAGGAUUCUACUGCGAAAAAGGCUGGUGGGAGAUGAAAUUGAGCUUCAGGCAGCAGAGAUAUCUCAGUCUGAAUUUGAGAAGCUACUCUUCUGUGGGGCUGCCGUGCACAAAAGGGUGGAUUAUGGUGCUAGGGUAGAUGCACUAGUUAAUGGUCGUUUCAACGGUGCUGAGAGAUGGGGUUGA
Molecule: messenger RNA, 1293 nt
Organism: Penicillium brevicompactum
Lineage: Eukaryota; Fungi; Ascomycota; Eurotiomycetes; Eurotiales; Aspergillaceae
Product: lipase family protein
Exons: 4
Coding region: 1-1293 (430 amino acids)
Biological process (GO): lipid metabolic process
Source: RefSeq, a predicted model, not a curated record